This is a messenger RNA of Megalobrama amblycephala (Wuchang bream), 1343 nucleotides long. It is a transcript of the gene rprma, whose product is annotated as reprimo, TP53 dependent G2 arrest mediator candidate a. The transcript has a single exon. The coding region runs from base 333 to 644 and encodes 103 amino acids. Lineage: Eukaryota; Metazoa; Chordata; Actinopteri; Cypriniformes; Xenocyprididae. The record is from RefSeq and is a predicted model, not a curated record.
AGGACUGUAAUAAUACAAGUUUUGCUGUAGGUGGCGUCACAAGGCAUGAACUUGUGAGUGGGGAGUCACCUCCCAUCGCAUCGGCUCUUUCGGUGCUUUUAACCGAGCAGGUGUGAUGUUGAGCAGAAGAGCUCAGUGUAGUUACUGUGAAUCAGAGCAGGAGCGCGUCAUGGGACGCCAGUGCGCCAAAGAAGCGACGUUGGAUAUGUGCGUCUGACUUUACGGACACUUUUUACGCAGUUCCUCAUGUGUUCAGACUAACCAGAUCGGAACUGCCUGAAUUCUUGGACUCUUCAAAGUGUUCUUUGUGGACGAUCUUUUUAACAGUAGACAUGAAUACUACAUUUAACCAAACGGACAGUGGAAUCUUCUCCAACCGGACUGAGGAAAUCCUCCUGUGUUGUAACUUCUCGUCGGUGGUGACGGAUAACGGCUUCACGGCGGCCGCUCCGGAUGAAAGAAGCCUCUUCAUCAUGAGAAUAGUUCAGAUAGCGGUGAUGUGUGUCCUCUCCCUCACCGUAGUCUUCGGGAUAUUUUUCCUGGGCUGUAACUUGCUCAUCAAGUCGGAAGGGAUGAUAAACUUUUUGGUAACGGACCGGAGACCCUCCAAAGAGGUAGAGGCGGUCAUCGUGGGUGCGUACUAGACAUGAUGAGGAUUACCAUGAAAUUAAGUUUGUGGACCACCUGAUGGACAUCUGUUUCUAUGGCCUCUUUACAAACCAGGACACAGUGUUAUUUGACCGGCUAAAACUAUUAUAUUGAGAUCAACUGAACGCACUGUCUCCAUUUUGCGCACACGCCUUUCCACUGUUACAUUCAAGCGCUUCAUUUAGGAGGUGAACCACCCAGAUCUCAAAUCAGAUACAGGCAUGGAGUCUUACAUUUGUCAUUGAAAAUAUGUAGGCCUAUAUGUGCAAACGCAGAGGAGUUGUGGCACAUAUUGAUUGUUUUGUAAUGGUUUUGGACCUCCUCUCUGUAAAACACCUUGUAAGCACUGCACGCACUAAUUAUUUGUUGUUUAGCAAAAUUAAAGCAUCAUGUUUAAUACAAUAAAUUCGUAUUUCGAAUAAAACUGUCUUAUCUAUCUCACUCUUAUAUAUUAUAUAUACUUUUUUUUUCAUAGGAACUCUGUGAAGAUGUAUUGUUACACUGUAAGCAAAUGCUUAAUGAGGUAACAAAUAUUUGUCCAAGUCAAACAUAUUAUUUAAAUGACCGAAACAACUCAAAAACCAGGCAAUGAAUGUUAUUUUAACGGUCAGAACAGGUAUAAGUGUCUCUUGGUCAUAACUACACAUAUUCAUCUUAAUGUAAAUUGUCAUUAAAAAUAGUUUGCUAAUGUGUUA